Schistocerca americana (American grasshopper) is the source of this 405-nucleotide messenger RNA. Its product is annotated as gamma-interferon-inducible lysosomal thiol reductase-like. The transcript is spliced from 3 exons. The record is from RefSeq and is a predicted model, not a curated record. Lineage: Eukaryota; Metazoa; Arthropoda; Insecta; Orthoptera; Acrididae. Bases 10 to 273 code for a protein of 87 amino acids. Gene Ontology annotation, molecular function: oxidoreductase activity, acting on a sulfur group of donors, disulfide as acceptor.
ACCACCAGAAUGCUUCUGCCACUGGCUGUGCUCUUUGCCUUCGGUCUUACCAACUUGCUUCACGCACAGGCGUCCGCUGUAAACACAACACUUCUCACGAGUCCAGUGGAGGUCGGCCUUUACUAUGAAACGCUUUGCCCGCACUGCCGGAGGUUCGUCAUCGAGCACUUGCUUCCGGCGUAUCUAAAAGCUCCAGAACGGAUCAAGCUUAAACUGGUCCCGUAUGGAAAUGCUGAGACGUUUGAAACGCCAGAAGGAUACAAUUUCUCUUGAGAGCACGGUCCACGGGAGUGCGAGGGAAACAAAAUCCACUCGUGUGCCAUAGACAUCGUCGAGGACCAGACCUUUUUGGUAAAGCUGGUGCAGUGCACGAUCCGCAACGAGACAUUUCCUGAAGCCAUUGGC